AUGACUACUGCACAUCGUCCAACAUUCGACCCGGCUCGUGGUGGAACAGGAAGAAAUGAAGGCGAUCUCUCAAAACUUUCCACACAAUAUUCGUCUAAAGAUUUGCCUUCGCACAAGAAGCUAAAGUACAGAGAGCCACAGAUUGUCGAUGAGCACAGAUCAAAGGUAAGACUUAGCUUACAGUUUUGUUGUUUUAGACAUUUUAAGGCUCUUCUGGCUUAGAAUUGCUGUAUAUUACACUAGGUAUCGAAAUACAAGUAUUUCGUAGCAAAUAAUAAAGACUUAUGUUAAUUUUGAUAUUUUCAGGACCUUCGCCGAGUUUUAGAAGAAAGAGAAAGCAAGAGCAAAGACAAAGGAUCAUCAAGUUCAGUUCCAGAAAAGAAGUUAAGGUUAGAAGCGGCAGACGUAAACCCAGAUAAAGAUGAUCCAUUGGACGACGUUGAUAUAGACGACAGUGAUGAAGACUCAGAUGACGAUGAAGCGUUGAUGGCUGAAUUGGAAGCGAUUAAAAAGGAACGAGCGGCUGAGAAAGCUGCAAAAGAGGCUAAAGAAGCUGCUGAACAGGUAUGACUUUAUGUUUUUUGUUUUUAUUUAGGUGUGGCUGCUGAAUUUUGCAAGAAAUUUUGGUUUAAAAGAUGCGGAAGAAAAUGAAGAUGGUGGUCUAAAAGAUUAUAGCUGAAACUGCGAGCUUUGGAUGCUGAAAUUUAUGACAAAAAGCAUAUUAUACUAGGUUUUGAAAGCGAAAAAUUGAAAUUGAUUUUUUCUUUGUAAAAUACGAACGUUUUUUUUCAUUUCGUUUUUAGAAUACAAUUAUAUGGGCAUAUACAACUAUUUAUGGAAUGCAAAAAUUAUAGCAAAAGUUUAUUUAUAGCUUAUCAGAGCAUAUUAACCUUCAAUAUCAGUUGACAUUACCUUCCGAUAUAAUUUCUGCCUUAUAAUCCCUUUUAGAAUUUAAAUAAUUUUCUUUUUUAUGAAGGUCAAAAGAGGAACGAACUUUUUGAUAGACAUUUUUAUCACUCAAAUGAUAAGCUCAUUAACUUUCUACGAAAUUUUCGAAAAUCGCGAAGGAACGAUUUACAUGGAGAACAUCAAAAAGAAACCGAAACUACAGUAAAAGUUGUGAAAUUUGGCAUUUUAGAGGGUUAAUUUAAAAAUGGCGGCUUAUAAAUUAUAGGAGUUAAUUGCUGUUUAUGCAUUUUGUUGUUUUAGAUAGUAUAAUGAAAUUUUUCGGAAUUUUAGUGAUAAGACAAUAGAAAAUAUAUGGUUUAUAUGUACUGUGCAGUGAGAUAAGAGUAAGAAUAAAUUAUUGAGCGUAAUAGUGUAAAAAGUGAAUUAAUUAGGCUUGAAAUGGGGUUUUUGUUUUGAUUAUUGGCUAAAAAUUCAUAAAUUUUUGUGUUUCGAAGCGGGGCGCGGAAAAGUUAUUGUAACUUUUGUUAAAGUGCAGAUUUAAAAAAAUGGAGUAAAGGUAAUAGAACAGGUUAUAAUUUUACAAAUUUUAAAGAUUGUGUGGGGUAGAUGACAAAAGUUAUGGCACAAACAAAAAACUUGGCAUAUUUUUUCGUUACUUGGCUUUUAGGUUCGUUUUUUGAAAAUUUUACUAAAGAACAUUCAGGCUAACAAAACUAGUUCAAAAGAACAUCCAAACGAUCAUAUAUAUUGCUUACAACACAUAAAAUACUACAAAAAUUUUGCGUCACUUUGCAUUUCCGCCAUCUCGUUGGGGUCGUUAUCAGCGAGGGACGAACAACUUUCAGCAGCUACUUUCUAUUAUUUUUUUAAAUUGCCUUAUCAUUGCCUCAUAAAUUAUACUAGUUGGUGUUUCGGUUUUCAGGAACGGGUGCGACGUGAGAACCUGUUGCAGGGCAACCCCCUACUGCAACCUCAGCAACAGUCGGCCGAGUUCAAGGUGAAGCGGCGGUGGGAUGACGAUGUGGUGUUCAAGAAUUGCGCCAAAGGUACGGACCAAAAAAAGCCGGCCAACUUUAUAAACGACUCGAUUCGGUCCGAGUUUCAUCGCAAAUUCAUGGAGAAGUAUAUCAAAUAG
This is a messenger RNA of Bursaphelenchus okinawaensis, 2044 nucleotides long. NCBI's taxonomy places the organism in Eukaryota, Metazoa, Nematoda, Chromadorea, Rhabditida, Aphelenchoididae. The record is from the annotation of a GenBank genome assembly.